Molecule: messenger RNA, 710 nt
Organism: Ipomoea nil (Japanese morning glory)
Lineage: Eukaryota; Viridiplantae; Streptophyta; Magnoliopsida; Solanales; Convolvulaceae
Product: nuclear transcription factor Y subunit B-8-like
Exons: 4
Coding region: 155-493 (112 amino acids)
Biological process (GO): regulation of transcription by RNA polymerase II
Cellular component (GO): CCAAT-binding factor complex
Molecular function (GO): RNA polymerase II cis-regulatory region sequence-specific DNA binding; protein heterodimerization activity; DNA-binding transcription activator activity, RNA polymerase II-specific
Source: RefSeq, a predicted model, not a curated record
CUCCAACGGUCAGCACAUCAGAGCGUUCCAGCGCGCCAAAUCCAAAUCCUCUCAAAUCAAUAUUUAGAAAAGCGAAGAGAGAGAGAAAAAAAAAAAAAAAAACGCGCUCUUUUUUUCUAUCUCUCUAGGGUUCCGGCAGCGGAGGCGGCGAGAGAUGGAGGGAGCUCCUGGCGGCGGCGGAAGCCACCAGAGCUCUCAAUCAAAAUUGGCGGUGCGCGAGCAUGAGAGAAGCCUGCCGGUUGCGAACGUUUCUCGCAUCAUGAAGAAGGCCUUGCCUCCCAACGCAAAGAUCAGCUUGGAGGCCAAAGACUUUGUCCAGGAAUGCGCAACCGAGUUCAUCAGCUUCAUCACCAACGAAGCAAGUGAAAGGGGCCAAAUAGAGAAGAGGAAGACACUAACUGGAGAUGAUGUGUUAAAUUCUCUGGACACCUUAGGAUUUGAGGAUUACGGUGAGCCACUCAGAGCAUAUUUGAUGAAAUACAAAGAGUCUUAGCUUGGAAUUGCAUCUGGGUCUUGCUGGUGCAAGAUGAAAGCAUAGCUCCAACAGCUUCUCUUUGUGUUUGUAUAAGAUGAAUUUUUAUAAUUAUUUAUCGUAGAUAAUAUGGGCAAGUGUUUUAGGUUUUUUAGUGCAAGUACAUUGACAUAAUAGUGCAUUAUAUUGAUGCUCUUGUAUGAAAUUUUUCCAUUUUCUUAGACAGGUACGCAUAAAU